AUGGCGGAGUUCCAGUUCCAGUUGCAGAGAAUCUCAUUUCUUGCAACAAUGGUGAUCUUGAUGUGUGGUUUUAUUACAGGCCUGUCUCCAGAUGGACAAGCCCUGAUGUCCCUCCUCUCAUCAACCGACCCCCACUACAAAAACUCAUCUCCCCUCCUCUCUACAUGGGACCCUUCGUCACCAACUCCAUGUUCUUGGCAGGGCAUCACCUGCUCCCCUCAACAAAGAGUCAUUUCACUCUCCAUUCCCGACACAUUUCUCAACCUCUCUUCCCUCCCACCCUCCCUCUCCACUCUCUCUUCCCUACAGCUCCUCAACCUCUCCUCCACCAACAUUUCAGGCCCCAUCCCACCUUCCUUCGGCUCCUUCUCCCACCUCCGACUCCUCGACAUGUCCUCCAACUCCAUUUCAGGCUCCAUUCCAUCGGAACUCGGCAGCCUGGAAAAUCUCCAGUUCCUGUUCUUGAACUCCAACAAAUUGUCUGGUUCAAUCCCACCACACAUUUCCAAUCUUUCGUCUCUCCAGGUCCUCUGCCUGCAAGACAAUCUCCUCAACGGAUCGAUUCCGUUGCAAUUAGGGUCGUUAAUUGCCCUCCAGGAGCUUAGAAUCGGUGGGAAUCCAUACCUGACAGGGGAGAUUCCUCCCCAAAUUGGUCUCCUGACGAAUCUCACGACAUUUGGAGCUGCAGCCACAGGCCUGUCUGGUGUAAUCCCUUCAACGUUUGGCAAUUUGAUCAAUCUACAGUCAUUAGCGCUUUACGAUACCGAGGUUUUCGGUUCAAUUCCGCCGGAGCUCGGAAUGUGUUCGGAGCUGAGGAACCUGUAUCUGCACAUGAACAAGCUGACAGGUUCGAUCCCUCCUGAGCUUGGAAAGUUGCAGAAGGUCACCAGCAUGCUUUUAUGGGGGAAUUCACUUACUGGAUUGAUUCCAUCCGAGCUUUCCAACUGCACGUCGCUUGUCGUCCUCGAUUUUUCCGCUAAUGAACUGUCUGGUGAAAUUCCUGGCGAUUUGGGGAAGCUGGAUGUCCUGGAACAGCUUCAUUUGUCGGAUAAUGCGCUCACAGGUGACAUUCCAUGGCGUCUGAGCAAUUGCACGAGCCUGAUUUCGUUACAGAUGGAUAAGAAUCAAUUAACAGGGCGAAUCCCGGAUAGCAUUGGUGAAUUGAAGUACUUACAAAAUUUAUUUCUGUGGGGGAACUCGGUGUCUGGAAGCAUACCGCCUGCAUUUGGGAACUGCAGUGAGCUCUAUGCGCUGGACCUGUCGAGGAAUAAAUUAACAGGAUCGAUUCCGGAGGAGAUAUUCGGAUUAACAAAGCUAAGCAAGCUAUUGCUGCUGGGAAAUAAUCUUACGGGCGAAUUGCCGAGGAGCGUAGCAAGAUGUCAAUCCCUAGUUAGGCUGAGGCUCGGAGAGAAUCAGCUUUCGGGGCAGAUACCGAAGGAGAUUGGGCAGCUGCAGAAUCUGGUGUUUCUUGAUUUGUACACGAAUUAUUUCUCCGGUGGCUUGCCUGCCGAACUUGGGGACAUUUCGGUUCUUGAGCUGUUGGAUGUUCAUGAUAAUAACAUCACUGGCAAUGUGCCUGAUCGGUUGGGGGCCCUGGUGAAUUUGGAACAGCUUGAUCUUAGUAGGAACGGAUUCUCCGGAGAAAUCCCUACGAGUUUUGGUAAUUUCACGUACCUAAAUAAGCUGAUCUUGAAUAAUAAUCGGUUCACAGGUCGAAUUCCGGCGUCGUUUAGAAACUUGCAGAAGAUUACCUUGCUUGAUUUGAGCUUCAAUGGCCUCUCUGGUCCAAUCCCACAUGAAAUAGGUUCAUUGACAAGCUUAACCAUUAGUUUGGAUUUGAAGUCGAACCAGUUCAGUGGCGAAAUCCCGGAGACGAUGUCUGGAUUGACUCAGCUGCAAUCGCUUGAUCUUUCCGAGAAUUCGUUGUCCGGGAGGAUCUCUGUUUUGAGUGUUCUUACCAGCCUUACAUACCUCAAUGUUUCCUGUAACAACUUCUCCGGUCCAAUACCUGUGUCGCCGUUCUUCCGAACACUAACCCUGAAUUCGUUCCUCGAGAACCCUCACCUUUGCCAAUCCAUCGAUGGAUCCUCUUGUUAUUCAAGCUUGAUGAGAAGAAACUUGAUGAAAUCUGCAAAAACAAUAGCUCUAGUUACUGUGAUUCUGGUGUCUGUGGUUAUGGCAGUUGUUAUCACCUGGAUUUUGGCUGUACGUAGUCCUAAGUAUGUCGUAGAGAAAUCCAGCUCGCCGAGUUCAUCAGCAGAGGAGGAUUUCUCUUAUCCUUGGACUUUCAUACCAUUCCAGAAGCUCACGUUCUCGAUCGAGAACAUCUUGAAUUGCCUGAGAGAUGAAAAUGUCAUUGGGAAAGGAUGUUCAGGAGUUGUCUACAGGGCAGAAAUGUCGAACGGCGAGCUGAUAGCAGUUAAGAAGCUUUGGAAGACAAAGAAAGACGAAGAACCAAUAGACUCUUUUGCAGCUGAAAUUCAGAUUCUCGGACACAUUAGGCAUAGGAACAUAGUGAAGCUGCUGGGGUAUUGUUCGAACAAGAGUGUCAAGCUGCUUCUCUACAACUACAUCCCGAAUGGAAACCUUCAACAGCUUUUGCAGAACAACAGAAAUCUGGAUUGGGAAACGAGAUACAAGAUAGCCGUUGGAUCGGCUCAAGGUCUCGCCUAUCUACAUCACGACUGUUCGCCUGCGAUUCUUCACAGAGAUGUGAAGUGCAACAACAUACUCCUAGAUUCCAAAUACGACGCGUAUUUGGCUGAUUUCGGACUAGCAAAGCUUAUGAACUCUCCCAAUUAUCAACAGGCUAUGUCGAGAGUUGCAGGAUCUUACGGAUACAUAGCACCAGAGUAUGGGUACACAGUGAACAUAACAGAGAAGAGCGACGUGUACAGCUAUGGGGUGGUUCUGCUAGAGAUACUAAGCGGGCGCAGUGCAGUCGAACCGCACAUAGGUGACGGGCUCCACAUAGUGGAGUGGGUGAAGAAGAAGAUGGGAAGCUUCGAGCCAGCUGUGACAGUGCUGGACACGAAGCUCCAAGGAUUGCCGGAUCAAUUGGUUCAAGAAAUGCUUCAGACUCUAGGAAUAGCUAUGUUUUGUGUGAAUUCGUCGCCGGCUGAAAGGCCAACGAUGAAGGAAGUGGUGGCACUUCUGAUGGAAGUGAAGACUCAGCCGGAGGAGUCGGGGAAAACUUCUCAGCCCCUAAUAAAACAGUCCUCUAAUCAAAGCUGAAUAGCUGACUGUGUUGUUCUUGUCUUUCAGAGUCUUUGGGAACUUCUAGUUUUAGCUAGUUAGCAGUUAAAUUUCUUGCUUUUUUAAUUCGGGAUUAAACAAUGGGGAAUUAUGUCGGGAACAGGAGAUACCCUCUGUUCCAUUGACAACGCUUCGAGUUUCUUUGUACAGUUAAGCUACAUCAGUGUUUUCAACAAUUCCUAAAUGGUUUGGGCAGGUGAUCAUUUGGUAUUUUCUGAUCAUCAACUUAACCAUAAAAGUUCUGCAACCCUAAUUUCUGUGUUUUGCCUUACUGAUUUCUAAGUUUUUGGA
Molecule: messenger RNA, 3546 nt
Organism: Andrographis paniculata
Lineage: Eukaryota; Viridiplantae; Streptophyta; Magnoliopsida; Lamiales; Acanthaceae
Product: LRR receptor-like serine/threonine-protein kinase RGI5
Exons: 2
Coding region: 1-3234 (1077 amino acids)
Biological process (GO): protein phosphorylation
Molecular function (GO): protein kinase activity; ATP binding; receptor serine/threonine kinase binding
Source: RefSeq, a predicted model, not a curated record